This is a messenger RNA of Cynara cardunculus var. scolymus (artichoke), 1005 nucleotides long. Its product is annotated as telomere repeat-binding factor 4-like. Gene Ontology annotation, cellular component: nucleosome. The record is from RefSeq and is a predicted model, not a curated record. Gene Ontology annotation, biological process: nucleosome assembly. NCBI's taxonomy places the organism in Eukaryota, Viridiplantae, Streptophyta, Magnoliopsida, Asterales, Asteraceae. The transcript is spliced from 6 exons. Bases 53 to 895 code for a protein of 280 amino acids. Gene Ontology annotation, molecular function: double-stranded telomeric DNA binding.
GCUGUCAUCUCCAUUUAGGGUUUAAGACCACGAAAAAUAACUACCGGCGGCGAUGGGGAAUCCGAAGCAGAAGUGGACGUCGGAGGAAGAAGAAGCCCUACGUGCCGGCGUCGCAAAACACGGUACCGGCAAGUGGAAGAACAUUCAGAAAGAUCCCGAGUUCAACCACUUCCUAUAUUCUCGCUCCAAUAUCGAUCUCAAGGAUAAAUGGCGGAAUAUGAGUGUAAGUGCAAAUGGUCAAGGUCCAAGGGAAAAAUCAAGAACACCAAAACCAAAAGUCAACACAGAUUCUCCUGCUACUCCAUUGCCCAUUGCACAGGCUCCUGGUUCCUCAGCUCUAGUUGUAGUUGAUCCAGCAUCUACAGAUGUGCUUAUGGAUGAUUCUUCACAAUGUGUACUAGAUGGGAAGACCACUUCAAAGUACAAUGCAAUGAUCUAUGAAGCACUAUCAACCCUGAAGGAUCCAAAUGGAUCGGAUAUUAGUGCAAUCGUUAGUUUUAUUGAGAAAAGGCACGAGGUGCCUCAAAAUUUUAGGAGGUUACUAGGUUCAAGAUUAAGAAGGCUUGUUGCACAAGAGAAACUUGAAAAGGUCCAGAACUGCUAUCGACUACGAAGGGAGGUAUUGUAUGGAACCAAGGGACCGAUCCCGAAACCAAAAGAGAUCCGGCCUAGACUAUCUCAGGUCAACAGUUAUCUUGGCGGAACGUUAGAAGAAGCAGCAGUUGCUGCCGCGUAUAAAGUUGCAGAAGCGGAAAACAAGUCGUUUGUAGCAGCAGAAGCCGUCAAAGAGGCAGAACGGGUGGCGAAGAUGGCGGAAGAGGCCGACGCUUUUCUACAGUUGGCUAAAGAGAUUUACGACAAAUGUUGUCGUGGUGAAGUGGUGAUGGUGGCGUAGCUUAGCAAGCACAAAUGGGAUCUUAUGGUGAUUCUAAUAAUAAACAUUGGUGAAAAUGUUUAUGAUUAGUUAGCCUCUCUCUCUCUCUCUCUCUAUAUAUAUAUAUAUAU